GAGGUAUGUAGGUGGGGGGAGAGGCGACAGCGGGUAGCGCGUGUAUUCGCCGGGGGAAGGCCCCGCCUGCGCGCCCCGCCCGCCGCCGCGCCGCGCGGCUCAGUUCGCGCUCGUCGCCACGCUACCCGUUCGUAACGGCUCCGCACCGCUUCCAACUAAACAUACGCGAAAAAAAUGUGUUCCUUAUUUAAAAAAUAGUGCGUGCGGACGUUAAUUAUUUCAAAUUAAAAGCAAAAAUGUUGACGUGAUUUAAUUUGUAAUUAGAAUCUUAUUGGACUUUUCUUCAGUGGACAAUGAUUUUAAAACGGAGACAGUCGAGUGAAAUGACGGUUUGCGUUGAGUGUUGAUGGAUGUGGAGACGGAGGGGUGGUCGCGGGCCAGGAUGGUGGCUGAGGAGAGCAAGGCCCGCGCCACGGACUUCAGCAUCGCGGCCAUCAUGGCCCGCGGGGAACCGCGCAGCCCCGUCGCCGUUUCGCCGACGCGCACUGGUUCAGUGUCGCGGCAGAGUUCCCCCGCGUCGCUCUGCUCGCCAGCAUCCAGCUGUCGGUCACCUGCGCCCGAGGAGGACGUGGAAGUCGACGUGGAGCAGUGUUCUGACGGAGAGGACGGCUCCGACCACGCUGCGCCUUCCCCUGCACCAUCCUCAGAGCUAGGGGAGCGCGACACGCCGUCCCCCGCGCGGCCUCUGCCUCCGGCCACAUCCUGCAACUGCGAGGAGCUGCUCACGGUAGACUGCCAGCUCGAGACCAAAGAGCUCUGGGACAAGUUCCACGACCUCGGCACCGAGAUGAUCAUCACCAAGACUGGGAGGCGCAUGUUCCCGACGGUGCGCGUGUCGUUCGCGGGGUGCCGCGCGGAGGCGCGCUACGCGGUGCUGCUGGACGUGGUGCCGGUGGACGGCAAGCGGUACCGCUACGCCUACCACCGCUCCUCGUGGCUGGUGGCGGGCAAGGCGGACCCGCCCGCGCCCGCGCGCCUCUACCCGCACCCCGACUCGCCCUUCUCCGGCGACCAGCUGCGCAAGCAGGUCGUCUCCUUCGAGAAGGUCAAGCUCACCAACAACGAGAUGGACAAAAAUGGACAGAUCGUCCUAAACUCGAUGCACCGGUACCAGCCCCGCAUCCACCUCGUGAAGGUCCGCGACGGCGGCGGGCCGAUCACGGACCUGACGCGCGAGCAGCACCGCACCUUCGUCUUCCCCGAGACCGUGUUCACCGCCGUCACGGCCUACCAGAACCAGCUCAUCACCAAGCUCAAGAUCGACUCCAAUCCCUUCGCGAAGGGCUUCAGGGAUUCUUCGAGGCUUACGGACUUUGAUAGAGAUCCAAUGGAGCUGAUGCUGAUGGAGCAGCAGCUGCUGCGGUCGCCGCUGCGGCUGUACGCGGGCGGCGGCGGUGCGGGCGGCGCGCUGGCCGACGAGGAGGCGGAGAAGCGCGCGGCGUGGGCGCGCACGCCGCCCGCGCUGCAGCUGCUGGCGCUGGGCGGCCGCGGCUGGCCCGCCGCCUGGCCGCAGCCGCUGGCGCUGCCGCCCGACCUCUGGAUGCAGAAGCCCCCCACCCCGCUCCGCUACUGCCCCUACCCUCCCCCGGCGCACGCGGCGCCCUCCGUGAGGCCCGAUCACGCGCCCUCCCCGCGGCAUCCCCUGUGAAUCUUGUGCCGACUACUGAGACAUUCCAAAAGACGAUCUGCGAUGUGCGAGUUAGACUAAAGACUAUCGAAAAUGUGCUGUGAGGACUUGUAUAAACACUUGAUAUCUACACGUAGUACCUACUUAAUAGUGAUUUGUAUUAUGAAUAUCAAAGUAGCGUUAAGAAAGUAAUUACAUGGUUCCUACCGGAAAAGAUUUAACUUGUAUUGUUAAUAUAGAUCAGAUUUUAACAUUAGUUACCUGAUAGGUAUCCAGUUAUCGUAUUAUUUAACUUGAGGAUAGUCUUUCGAAUUAUCUGUUUUGUUAUUUCUCUAACCCCUCGAAUCACCACGGAGUAGACAUCAGGUUAGCAAAGAGCCUCAAAGAUAAAUUUAAAUAAGUUGUAGGUCGUUCUAUGGCUGGCCGAUAUUGAGCCGUGGCAUUCGAGAGCUUAGCUAAAAAAACUCAUCACGAUAACUUUGAACCAAAGAGCAUUAUAAUUUGAAUGCAAUUUUGUAAACAAUAAAAUAACUAUUUGUAGAACUAGCGACUAGACUCCUCAUUAUUAUCUAUGGAAAUUAUGAAGAAGUUAUAUAACAUUCCAAUAAGAUUUUAGCAUAAUAUUUAGAAAUCAACGGGCUUGAUAAUGUCAUAACUUCACUGUAUGGAAUUUGUAAAAUCAAAUCUAGAUGUUUCAACAUGUGGAGCAGAUAUAAUUAAACGAAACGGUAAUGAGCAUGUGAGUUUCUUUAAAUGCUGGUGUAAGUGAA
Messenger RNA from Cydia amplana, 2397 nucleotides. It is a transcript of the gene mid, whose product is annotated as T-box transcription factor TBX20. Gene Ontology annotation, biological process: regulation of transcription by RNA polymerase II; heart development; positive regulation of DNA-templated transcription. Gene Ontology annotation, cellular component: nucleus. The transcript has 6 exons. The record is from RefSeq and is a predicted model, not a curated record. The coding region runs from base 347 to 1648 and encodes 433 amino acids. Gene Ontology annotation, molecular function: RNA polymerase II cis-regulatory region sequence-specific DNA binding; DNA-binding transcription factor activity, RNA polymerase II-specific. NCBI's taxonomy places the organism in Eukaryota, Metazoa, Arthropoda, Insecta, Lepidoptera, Tortricidae.